AGCUCAAGCUUUUUUCAAUUAGAACCAAAAAAAACCCUCAUAGAAGUCUUUUAAAACUUCUCCCAAAGCUUGUUUAUAAUAUCUAACUAUUAUCUGAGAUUUGACUCAACGUUUUGCCGCGUAGGAACUAGAUUUUUUUUUUUUGGCGCUUAAAAACGGUGUUGUCACACAUUGACUUUUUCUUGCCUCAUCAGACUCUUAUUUAAUCUUCAGCAAUGUUUCCAGAGACAAACAAAGGUUACAGCUACGAGGACUGCAAGGCCAUUGCAGAUUGGCUGCUGGCCCAGACAGACGUCCGACCCGCAGUGGGCAUCGUGUGCGGGUCAGGGCUCGGAGGGCUGGCUGACAUGUUAAAGGACCAGGUGGCCUUCAACUACAAGGACAUCCCCAGCUUUCCACAGAGCACUGUGCAUGGACAUGCAGGACGGCUAGUGUUUGGCACACUGAAGGGGAGGCCGUGUGUUUGCAUGCAGGGGCGCUUCCACCUGUAUGAAGGCUACCCAAUCCAGAAGAUUACACUGCCCAUGCGAAUCUUCAAGCUGCUCGGUGUGGAGACCGUGAUGCUGACCAACGCAGCUGGAGGCCUCAAUCAGGACUUUAAAGUGGGAGACAUCAUGAUCAUCAAAGACCACCUCAACAUGCCCGGCUUCGCUGGCAACAAUCCUCUGUCCGGACCCAACGAUGAGAGGUUCGGCGUACGUUUCCCCUGCAUGUCCGACGCAUACGACAGGGAUCUGCAGCAGAUGGCCAUGGAUGUGGGACAGGAGCUCGGCUAUGGAGACUUCCUGAAGGAGGGCGUCUACUGCGUGCUGGGCGGGCCCUCGUUUGAGACCAUUGCUGAAUGCCGUAUGCUGCACAAACUGGGCGCUGAUGCUGUCGGCAUGAGCACAGUCCACGAGGUUAUUGUUGCACGUCACUGCGGCAUGCGCGUCUUCGCCCUCUCGCUGAUCACCAACCAGGCGGUGAUGGACUACGACAGCGAGGAGAAGGCCAAUCACGAGGAGGUCCUUCAGACAGGAAAGCAGCGAGCGGAGCAGCUGGAGCGGCUGGUUUCCACCAUGGUGACCAGGAUUGAGCACAACAACAACAACUACGCCUAAAGGACGCCUUGCUUCAUUAGGGCCUUGCUUCAUUAGGGCCUUGCUUCAUUAGGGCCUUGCUUCAUACUAGUCAUAAACCAGAUUUUAGCCGCGUAGUAUCUCUAAAGGAGACUUAAAGUGGUAAUGGUUCAUAUUUAACGCUUUUCUACCAAGGAAAAUCCCACUCAGUUUAUUAUUAAGGUGAGGAGUUUGGGCUGCUUUUAAUCUUAGGUCAAAACAUGAUAACAUCGUAGUCAUCUGAAAAAUCUCACUUAUUCUAGAAAUUUAAAGAACGCACACAACCUUUGUUUUCAUGUCACUGUGCCUUAUCUGACAUCGUACAUUCCUCGGCUAAGCGGCUCCAGAUUAAAAAGUCACUUCUAAGUUUUUUUUUUUUUUGUAUCAUUUUAAAAACGAGGCGUAUUUGUUCUAACUUAAUAUAUGAUCAUCUUGUAUAAAUGUCUGCAAUUUAACUUAACAAUGAGCCAAAAUUUGCUGUAAAGAUCCUAAUAUUACGUUGUUGAAAUGUGUACAUUAGUAAGGUAUUUUACUGUGCUUGUUUUUUUAAUAUAUAUGUUGUUA
This is a messenger RNA of Seriola dumerili (greater amberjack), 1661 nucleotides long. It is a transcript of the gene pnp5a, whose product is annotated as purine nucleoside phosphorylase. The coding region runs from base 216 to 1100 and encodes 294 amino acids. The record is from RefSeq and is a predicted model, not a curated record. The transcript has 6 exons. Gene Ontology annotation, biological process: nucleoside metabolic process. Lineage: Eukaryota; Metazoa; Chordata; Actinopteri; Carangiformes; Carangidae. Gene Ontology annotation, cellular component: cytoplasm. Gene Ontology annotation, molecular function: purine-nucleoside phosphorylase activity.